AAGUCUUUAGAGAGCAGAGCCUGUGUCCAGGAAGCAGGUGGAGGUGAGAAAAGACUGUAGCUGAAGGAGCAGGGAGAAUGGGGCUGAAAGUGGGAGCUUGAGGAUUGGGAAGAAGGAGGGGCUGUGGAUUAGGGCAGUUGCAGUAAAAAAAAGGGGCUUCCAGGAGCCUUCCCCCACUUCCUGGCCACCGAGGCUGCCAGAAUUUCCAGGUCUCACUGAGGGCCCCUCAGCCCCAGGGGACCCAUCUUCCAGACCUGAGCAGUGCCAAGCUUCCUGCCAACCUGGGGCAUAGACUUGCUUCUCACCAAGAAAGGAUGACCAGAUGGGGUGUGUAGGGUGAGAAGAGAAGCAAGUCACCUGCCCUCGUGUGCCAGAGCAGAGGAAGGCUGGCAUCCAGGGAGGCAGAAGCUGCAGGGAGGGGCCUGGGGGGAGCAGGGAAGAAGCUGAAUUGAAUCCCAGGGAGACACUGGCCGGGGAGAAAACUCUACCCCGUGGAAUCCCCUCCCUCGUGUUACAAAUGAAGAAAGUGAGGCCAAGGGUGGAAAGCCAGUUGCCCAAGGUCAUAUGGAGAACAAUGGCAGAGCUGGGCCUGCUGGAGCCGAGGCCCCAUGUCCCAGCCUCGGGCUCCUUCUCUCCUGCCUCUCCCUCCAUCUGGAGCCCGUCCCCCCUCCCAGCCCCACACCAUGUGUGCAGGGAGGGUGAGGAGGUGGUGUUUGCAGUUGCUAGGCAACCCAGGGCAUCCUGGUCUCUUGACAGGUUCAUUGGGUGAGUGACAGGUGUCAGUUGGGGGGGGGGAUUUGUUUAUUCUUGUGGGAGUGAUAGAAUGAGAGAGGGGCACCCUGGGCCUGGCCUUGGGAGAGGACACAGGUUAUCUCAGCCAUCCCCCCUGUCUGGACCCAGUGGCACCCUGAGCUCCAGAUGGCACCCUGGGGAACAGGAAAGGCGAGAUGUUCUCUAGCUUAGAACUACCCACCCUGCCCCCACUCCAGGCUGCCGAAGGAACACACAGAGGGGUCCCCUCUACCCCCAUUCCAGUGCGUGCACGCCUAGCAUCCCUGUCCCCAGUCUUAGACCUACCCAGGUGACAGCCCUCUAGGAGGGCACAGAUGGAUGAGGCUGCUGGAGGGGACCUGGGAGGAGACAUGGGGGCAGAGGUCACAGAUCCCAUGGUGGGAUGUCCAGGCCCUACUGCCCUUUAGCAAGUCAGGACAGUCCUGGGGCUCAGGCCCUUCUGGGCCACCUUGUAGCUACAUGAUCCUGGAUCAGUCAAUUCCUCUGGCCCUGCUUGAGUCUCCUCACUUAUAAAAUGAUUUCUUCUUGGAUUGUGGGAAGAAAAACACUCCCCACACGAGUAUUAGAUGGAGCCUAGAAAGAAGGUGAUGCAUAAAGGAGGGAUGGGCAACAAUCUGAGGGUCCCCACUCCAGGGGUCCAGGGUGGGAUACCCUCCGCAGGCACCCCCAGCCUGACAGGCACCCCCCCUACCCAGAUCAUCGCCUUUGACGAACUGAGGACCGACUUCAAGAACCCCAUAGAUCAGGGCAACCCUGCGAGGGCACGAGAGCGUUUGAAAAACAUUGAGCGGAUCUGCUGCCUCUUAAGGAAGCUCGUGGUCCCCGAGUAUUCUAUCCACGGCCUCUUCUGCCUGAUGUUCCUGUGCGCCGCGGAGUGGGUGACCCUGGGUCUCAACAUCCCCCUCCUCUUCUACCACCUAUGGAGGUAUUUCCACCGCCCGGCAGACGGCUCCGAGGUCAUGUACGACGCCGUCUCCAUCAUGAACGCAGACAUCCUCAACUACUGUCAGAAGGAGUCCUGGUGCAAACUCGCCUUCUACCUGCUGUCCUUCUUCUAUUACCUGUACAGUAUGGUUUAUACGUUGGUGAGUUUCUAAAGGGGGAAGCCGGCCAGGGAAUGAACUCCAAGAACGGACCGGACGCCUGUGUACCCCCAUCCCCGCGCCCCUUUUGGACAGCGGAGAAGAGC
Molecule: messenger RNA, 1981 nt
Organism: Vombatus ursinus (common wombat)
Lineage: Eukaryota; Metazoa; Chordata; Mammalia; Diprotodontia; Vombatidae
Gene: CNIH2
Product: cornichon family AMPA receptor auxiliary protein 2
Exons: 5
Coding region: 1359-1889 (176 amino acids)
Biological process (GO): regulation of AMPA receptor activity; vesicle-mediated transport
Cellular component (GO): synapse; dendrite
Source: RefSeq, a predicted model, not a curated record